GACCACGGUGGGGUCACAUCUGGCAGAGAAGCUGGGCUGGAAAUUCUAUGAUGGUGAUGACUAUCAUCCUCCAGAGAAUAAAAAGAAAAUGGCAGAAGGGAUUCCACUAAAUGACCAGGACAGGAUCCCAUGGCUUUGCAAAUUACAUGAUAUAUUAAUGAGGGAAGAGUCAUCUGGACAAAAUGCCAUUCUGGCCUGCUCUGCUCUGAAGAAAAUGUAUAGGCGCAUAUUAAUAAGUGGAACAGAGGCAGCAUAUUCUAAAAACGAUGAGUUAGAAAAACAAAAAGAAACUGCUGCAGGGAAGAUCCUCUUUAUUCAUUUGGAUGGACCAAAGGAACUCAUCGCUAAACGCCUGGAGAAGAGGAAAGGACAUUUUAUGCCGUCUGAAUUACUACAGUCUCAAUUUGAUGCUCUAGAGCCCCCAACAGCACCAGAAAACUUUAUUACUAUCAGCCUGGAGAAGUCGGUUUCAGAAGUAGUGUCUGAAAUUGUGAAAUCUCUUCCUUUAAAGUGAUACUUUUUCAGAGCACAAUCUGAAUUAAACAAACAUCAGCUUUCUUAGCCAUGUCAGAUUUGUGAAACAGCAUUUUAAUUGCUUUCUCAAGGUAAUCAAUACAAUUUGAAAUGCUCAUUUAAUUUUCUUGGUGAACUUUCAGGGUGCUGCAAUCCUAAAGCCUGUUUUUGCUAUUGCUGAUAUUUCUGUGAAAGCAAGUUAAAACUCAGGUGGAAUUCUCAGAAGCUGUCAGUAUUGAUCUGACCCUUCUCCAACAUCCGUCAAAGUUAAGACUUGCAUUAAUUCUGAUGCAGACCAAAGUCAGCACAGAGCACUUUCAAAGAUCCCGCGAAGGGUGAUUAGACAGAGAUGAGAAUGUUAACCCAUUUUCACUAUUUUUCCCGUCAGAACAGAAGUUGGCCUAAGUCAUCACUCACUAACAUUAAGUAAUGAAAUCAUCAAACUGUUUUUAAGAGGAGUCAGAGUUCUCUACUAGUGCAAGGAAGCAAGAGACCAAUGACUGGGCUCUUUUCCUGAAACUACCAUUGGCUUAUUGCCUCAUUUUGAACAAGUCUCAACUUCUGUGUCUGUGUCCUCAACUGAAAUUACUUAUCCCCCUCACAGGAGUGUUGUGCAUCUUCACUGAUUUUUUCUUAAACACUGACUGCUAGUUGGAAAGAAAGGGCUUUGCAACUGCAAAGUAUAAUUCUAUCUACAUCUUUAAAAAUAAACUCUUAAGUGACCUUG
Messenger RNA from Alligator sinensis (Chinese alligator), 1240 nucleotides. It is a transcript of the gene IDNK, whose product is annotated as IDNK, gluconokinase. The transcript is spliced from 4 exons. Lineage: Eukaryota; Metazoa; Chordata; Crocodylia; Alligatoridae. Gene Ontology annotation, cellular component: cytoplasm. The coding region runs from base 89 to 514 and encodes 141 amino acids. Gene Ontology annotation, molecular function: gluconokinase activity. The record is from RefSeq and is a predicted model, not a curated record.